Saccostrea cuccullata (small rock oyster) is the source of this 2047-nucleotide messenger RNA. Its product is annotated as kyphoscoliosis peptidase-like. The transcript is spliced from 5 exons. Gene Ontology annotation, cellular component: cytoplasm. Lineage: Eukaryota; Metazoa; Mollusca; Bivalvia; Ostreida; Ostreidae. The record is from RefSeq and is a predicted model, not a curated record. The coding region runs from base 107 to 2047 and encodes 646 amino acids.
UAUAUGUCCGUCUCCAAUAGACACUGUUUUGGACCUAGGAUCGUUAACCUGCUGGUGAAGCGGAGAGCAUACAUUUCUUGACUGAUCACAGAUAAAACAAAACAGAAUGGGGUGCGGAUCAUCCUCCCCAACAGCUUCAACACCUGUAAAAAACAGAGACAGGGGCGGAGUGCUUCAGACGUCCGAAGUUACAGAGGAGGACUUUAAACAAACUGUAACACAACCACAAAAAAUUGUGGCACAACCACAGAAAACAGCACCGCACAGCAAUGGAGCGAUAAAACCAGCUAAUAAUACAAAAACAAACCAUUUGGUAACAGUAAAUGGUACAUCUGAAAAAGACCAUAAAACGUCGUCCAAGAAUUCAAGCAAGGAUGAACUUUUGGUCGAAAAUGUGGAGGAAGUGACAGGCAGCAAUGUAAUUCCAAAGCCAUCAAGGAAAAAGAAAACACAAAUUAUUCCGAAUUCCGAAAUGUUUAAAGCAAUAGACAGUCAUGUUGCAAGGACACCAGCCUCUGUGUGUAAUUCUAUUGCAACUCUGGCAGAGUAUCUCAUCAAGCCAGCGAACACACCUCUGGAGAGAGCAAGAGCUAUCCACAAAUGGGUUACAACUAAUAUAAUGUAUGAUAUAGAUGGAUACAUGGGAAGAAGUGAUAAAAAGUCAUGUGAUUCUGGGGAUGUUUUGAAGAACCGCUCUAGCGUAUGUGCCGGAUAUAGUAAUCUCUUCGAAUCCCUGUGUCGAUGUGCCCAUAUACCUGUUAUGGUAAUCUCUGGCUAUGGCAAGGGAUUCAGUCAUAAUGACAAGGAGGAUGUGGACAUCUCUAAUCUGAGCACCAACCACGCAUGGAAUGCCAUAUUUCUUGAAGGAGAAUGGCGGCUUCUUGAUUGUACAUGGGACGCAGGCUACGUUGAUGGCAAGUCAUUUCAUUGGUACAAACGAGAUUAUUACUUCCUUAUGGAUCCAGAGUAUUUCAUCAGCUCACACCUGCCUUUCCUAAACAAAGAUCUUAAAGCCAGUGAACCAUGGCAACUACUGGAUAAACCUGUAGGUCCAAAAACAUUUUUCAAAUCAUUAAAACUGGAGGACGGUUCGGUGAAUUAUGGGAUAUUUCCUCUGACUCAUAAAGAAACUGUAGUUCCUGUUAAAGGAGAAACGUGUAUAGAAAUUCAGAAGUGUGUUCCUGGCGACAUUGUGGAUACUUUGAUAUCAUUUACAGACGAUGAAACUAAGAAGGAAUACCAGCAAUGUGUGGCCACCGAAAAAUCCGAAAAUAACGUCAUAAAAUUCCACGUCCGACCACCCAAACCUGGCAUUUACAAAUUGAACAUAUUUGUAAAUGCACCUGAAGAAGAGAAAAAAUGGCCACAACUUUUUAAAUACGUCAUUAACUGUAUUAGCGCUCUGGAAAAUUUGGUAUUAUAUCCCAACCACCGUCAAUUAUAUGGUCCAAAGCAUGGAUACAAAGAACUGGGAUUUGACAAAGGUAUAGAGGAGAAAUCAAUCUAUUCAACCAACUCAGGAGAAAUAGAGAUUAUCCUACCAACCUUGAGACAAAUGUCUGUAUUAUGUACUCUAGAGAGUCAAGACUCGUCUAAAAUACAGAAUGCUGUAUUUCAACAAUCAACUGCAAACUCAGUCUCCUUAUCCACCAGACUUCCUACAACAGGAAAUUAUAAGCUUACUGUCUUUGCACCAAAAGAAAAGGAACACGUGGUAGCUAUCACCUAUAUGAUUCAAUGCACCAAUGUUCUCAAUGAAUUCAAGCCGUAUCCUGUUGUAUAUGGAGUUGUCUCGACAAAAUAUCAAAUCAUUCUUCACGAACCAAAAGUCAAAGGAAUACCCGCCAACACCCCUGUUGUUUUCAAAUUUUCGUCUCCCGUUCUAAAAUCUGUACAAAUUGGAACAAAAGUUUUCUUGAAAGAAGACGAUAGUGACGUUUGGGAGGUUACUUUUGACACCCCCGAUUCUGGGGUUCAGGUGAACCUGUUUGGAGGAGCUGAAGAGCAAGGAAAGAGGGAUGGACUAUUCGGAUUUCUAACAGCGUAA